AUGGCGUGGCUGCCGGGCGGGCUGGCCGAGCUGCGCUGGGGCGCGCUGGUCGCCCUCUUCGUGGCUGCGCUGGCCACGCUGGCCGUGUACCUGGUGCAGUACGCGCUGCUGGCGCUGCGGAGGGGCCGCCCGGCGCCGCCGGCGGCCGCCGCUCCGGCGGAGCAGCGGGACGAGCUGCUGGAGGAGGGCGGCUCGGUGCUGGCCUGGGCGCUGUCGCGGGGCAGCUGGAGGCGGCAGUGGCGGCGGGCCUGGGUGGCGGCGCUCCGAGCCGAGGCGGCGGAGCGGGCGGAUUCUCAAUUGCUCACAUUUGAGGAAGAUGACCCAGCAGAACCACUUGAGCUAGCAGUUAAAGAAGUUACCAGUGUUGUAAAGUCAGCUGGAGAGAAGGUGGUUUCUUGCAAUGUUGUGGGAGAUUCUGUUAAAUUCCUCGUUGCUGUCUCAGCCCCCCCGCCCGCGGCUGCCGAACCUCAGUCGUAUUUUGUGAAGCUGUCCCCAGUCCACCUGCAGCUUCAGCUCUAUGUGAAAGACAAAGGAGAAGAUGUCAAAGUUGAGUGGUUCCUCAUUAACACCGAUGAAAUCAACUUUGAAAUCCAGCCAGCAGUGCAGGAGGAACAGACAGCAGGGACAUGUGCAAUAUCUGAAACGCUCAGAGAUGUCUUGAAGAACCUCUUCAGCUCAGCUUCUCCAUCUGUAGUGUUGAGUGUGAGGCCUGCAGAUACAAAGGAGGUUCAGAAUGUACAGAACACGAGCCUUCUCCCUCAGGGCACAAGUCCUCCCAAACCUCCGAGGGCUCACGAGCUCAGGCUGCUGGUGAGGAACAUCGAGGUGAAGCUGAGUGAUCUCCGUGCUGCAGGCAGCACAGACCUUGUGUGUAUAGUUCAGUUGAAUGACCCUAUGCAGAAGUUUUCCAGCUCUGUAGCCAAAAAUGCUGCACAUCCCUUUUGGAAGGAAGAGUUUAUCUUUGAACUAAGUGCCAAAUCAAAAGCAUUGCAACUGCAAAUAGCAGAAGAUGGGAAGUUGGAUAGUCCUUUAUCUGGGAAGGUGACUGUACCUCUAGACCUGUUCAGGAAACAGCCCUCUGGCCAGCACAGCUUUGCUCUGACCAGCGGGGCCAGGGAGAGCAGCUCGGAGCCAGGGCUGGGAUCCAUCAGUGCAGAGUUCUCUUUUAUAGAACCCAGUGAGCUGAAGGCAAGGCAGGUCUCCUCCCCAGUGCUGGCCACCAAGAUCGAGAAGGAUCGCACUGUGAUGCCCUGCGGGACUGUGGUCACCACUGUCACUGCUGUGAGAACCAAACCUCGCUUGGAAGGGAGAGCAUCCCCCCUGAGCACAGAUUCUCCUGUGAAAACUCCAGUUAAAGUAAAGGUGACUGAAAAGGAUUUCACUGUUGAAGCCCUCCAUUCCCAUGGUGCUCCAGUCAGCAAAACCUUGUCAUCUUCAGAUACAGAGCUGCUGGUACUGAAUGGCACUGACCCUGUGGCAGAAGCAGCCAUCAGGCAGCUGAGUGAGUCUGCAAAGCAGAAGCUGAAGUCUCCUCGGAAGAAAAGCACCAUUAUCAUAUCAGGGGUGUCCAAGACCUCUUUAUCUCAGGACAGUGAAGCUUCACUGAUGAUGGACUAUGCUGCAGCCAUGGACAGCUCCUGCAGGGAAGCAGAUCCACCCACUGUGGAGGAAGCUGUUGCAAAAAUCACCUCUGAUAAAAAGCAGCCAUUGAGUGCUUCAGAAAGAGUUCCUGGUACUGACCCACAGCAAAGCACCCACAAGACCUGGGGUUUGGAGAAUGGCAGCCAGCAGUGGGACCCCAGCACACUCUUAGACCAGACCUCUGAAGAAAUAUCUGGGAGCUCAUUAAGUGUUUCAGAAACCGGGAGCAUGAAAAAAUCUAAAGGUGGGAUUUUGAAGAAAAGCGCGAAGCUGUUUUUCCGCCGGCAGCAUCACCAGAAGGACCCGGGAAUGAGCCAGUCCCACAAUGACCUGGUGUUCCUGCAGCAGCCUCUGUCCGAGGAGAGCCGCAAGAAGGGCGGGACACUCUCACGAAUUCUGAGCAAGAAGCUCCUUUCCAGGAACAAGAGCAAGAACAAACUGAACGGUGCUUCGGGAGAGCCGUACCUAUGAACCCUCUCCGAUGGGAUACCUGCUCAGCAGUUGAGCACUUGUUUACAGAGCAGUACUAGAGAAUACAAAUAUGGCUGAUGACUUGCAUAAAAGGAUGUUGACUAUUAACAGUGGUCUUUUUGGUUUAUUUUUCCAAAAUGCUUUCUCUCUUUGAUGAUGAAGUCGCUUCUCCAAAUACGAGCGGUGCUGAAUGUGUCCCGAUGGCUUUUGGAGGAACACGUGGUUUCUUGUGGAAGAGGAGGGAGGAUGGGACUGGUGCAGGUGGGGACCAAGAAGGCACCUGAUGUCCUGGGAUGCACUGGGAAGAGCGUUUCCAGCGGCUAAUGCCCCUG
Sturnus vulgaris (Common starling) is the source of this 2444-nucleotide messenger RNA. RefSeq names its product C2 calcium dependent domain containing 2 (gene C2CD2). The record is from RefSeq and is a predicted model, not a curated record. Lineage: Eukaryota; Metazoa; Chordata; Aves; Passeriformes; Sturnidae.